Messenger RNA from Nasonia vitripennis (jewel wasp), 2630 nucleotides. Its product is annotated as mucin-19-like. NCBI's taxonomy places the organism in Eukaryota, Metazoa, Arthropoda, Insecta, Hymenoptera, Pteromalidae. The transcript has 5 exons. Bases 362 to 2539 code for a protein of 725 amino acids. The record is from RefSeq and is a predicted model, not a curated record.
UUCUCCCGUGAAAAAUAACGUCGAGCACUUCCAGCGUCGAAUCAGUUGCCGCAGAGUGAGAUUCGGAGCAGGUGCGGGUGUAGGUCUGAAAAACGUUUUUCGAUCGUUUAAAUGGUAGCUUCGAUCGUUUUGCCUCAGAAGUAUGGGGUUUGCAAGUGUGAUUCUGUUGUUAUUGGCGAUUGAUGCUGGGAUUCAUUUUCGAGUUGGCGAUGCGAGAAGAGCCGGUAAAUAUCAUUAUUUGUUUGUAAAGUGAUGAUUUUUUCUUAAAUCCGACAUAAAUGCAGUGGAUAAUACAGCACCGCGAAGCUUCAUCAUCUUCAGAACCAAUGCAAUAAGUCAGAGAGUAUGCAACUGCACUUUGAUGAAUUCGUGCGCCUGUUGCGAGACGGUGAGGAUUGUUUAUACCAGUGAGGCAAAGAGGCUCUGCUUUAACAUGGUCUAUCAGAGGAACGGUUUGAAUUUUGACAUUUCUCUAGAUUCCAUGAUUAUCAAGGCAAUGACUGUUGCAAAUUACAGGCCUUUUCAAAUGUGCUCACCUUUGCCAGGACUGCUCUUCUCCUCGGUUUGCGUGAACAUUUUAGAACUCAAUCAAUUUUCAAGAUCGACCACGGUGUGUCCGCGGAUUGAGGUGACGAACAAGAAGGAGCGCUGGCAGAUUACUUACACCUGCGUGAGCAUUUCCACGGUAUUGCCGGCGAUGAAUGCGGCCGCCGGCAUGACAGCCGCGGCGGCUAUGCAGCCGAUGCCCGGAGCUAUGGGUCAAAUGAUACCCGGUGCUGCAGGAGCUAUGGGUCAAAUGAUGCCCGGUGCUGCAGGAGCUAUGGGUCAAAUGAUGCCCGUUGCUGCGGGAGCUAUGGGUCAAAUGAUGCCCGGUGCUGCAGGAACUAUGGGUCAAAUGAUGCCCGGUGCUGCAGGAACUAUGGGUCAAAUGAUGCCCGGUGCUGCAGGAACUAUGGGUCAAAUGAUGCCCGGUGCUGCAGGAGCUAUGGGUCACAUGAUGCCCGGUACCGUAGCUGGAGCUGCGGUCCAAUUGAGGCCACCAACCGCUGGGGUUGCUGCGAUGGGUCAAGCGAUGCUCGGAGCGGGAGCAGCUGGUGCAUCGGCAGCGGCUUCCGCAUCAGCCGCAGCUGGAGCGGGUCAAAGGCCUGCUGGCGCAGCGCCGAUGCCAGGAGCUGCACCGGCAAUGAUGGGUCAGAUGCCUGCCGCUGGCGCAAUGGGUCAAAGGCCUCCUGCAGCUGGAGCGAUGGGUCAAAUACCUCCUGCCGGAGCAAUGGGUGCGAUGCCACCAGCUGGAGCGACGGGUGCAAGGCCACCUGUUGGAGCUGCUGGUCCAAUGCCACCUGCUGGAGCCGCGAGUCCAAUGCCACCUUUUGGAGCCGCUGGUCCAAUGCCACCUGCUGGAGCAGCGAGUCCAAUGCCACCUGCUGGAGCCGCUGGUCCAAUGCCACCUUUUGGAGCCGCUGGUCCAAUGCCACCUGCUGGAGCAGCGAGUCCAAUGCCACCUGCUGGAACCGCUGGUCCAAUGACACCUUUUGGAGCCGCUGGUCCAAUGCCACCUGCUGGAGCCGCUGUUCCAAGACCACCCGCUGGAGCAAUGGGUCCGAUGCCACCAGCUGGUGGAACACCUUCAGCCGGUCAAAUCAACCCACGACCGGGUGACGGAGCGAACUUCACUGCCAGAGCGUCAGCUUUAAGAGCAAGUACCACAAUUAGCCCGAAGGAUCACUUUGUAGCGUCUUAUGCUUUGGACCAAGAAUCCACUACACCUUUAUAUAAUAGCGCUGUAGAUUCAAUGGUCUCGAUGGUCCAGAAACUGAUGUCGGGAGAAUCUACUGAGACCGGAUCAAACUUAACUACGUCAUCAGCUACUAACCAUAAUGAAUUCAGAAUGGAGACCAUGGUACCCGAUGAAGAUAGUGAUCAGAAAAUGAUGAUCGAAAAUUUGAACGAAUCGAUCGACACAAAAGGAGACGACCUCAGCACGACGACGUUGAAGAGGAAAAAACGUAACAAUUACGACAUGUUUGAUCUACUUCAUCAAUCCAACCGAUGCAUGCGAGCUUACCGAAUAUGCGUUACCAGGACGAAACAUUAUAUAGUGUCUAGACUCGGAAACACUAGGACGGGUCUCAAGACUAAGCACACAGAGUGCUCUGACCAGCCAGCCAGGAUAGUGUACGGAUUAGAAGAAAAUCCAUGUCCAAAUUUAAGCAUAAGCGAAAGCAACGAUUCUAUGGAUAUCACUGCCACACCUGAGACUAUCAGUAGUACGGAUGCCAGUCAAUCCGAUGAUACAUUGGAUGCCAUUGUGGUGCACGAUGAGACUGUCGAAGGUUCUGAUUACUAUCCCCAAGGUAAUCAAUAUAUGCUGCCAAUGAUGACUGCUUACAGCAUGCCUGAAAAUUUCCCUAUGCAAACUCCGCCUUUGAUACCUCUACAAGUGAAAGCAGAUUUAAGUAGAAGUACAAACGAGACUCUUAUUUAUGCAGGCACUCCUGAUGAGUUUACUCGCAAGGAUCUAGAAGGAUUAAUUAAUUAGUUAAAAUUACUAAGAAUAAGAUUUUUUUAUAUGAGAGAACAGUGUAUUUACAAAACUGAUGAGUUUUACAAUAAAAAAUUUAUUUAUAUAA